CAAAGUUUUGUGCUGGCCAACGCGCGUAUAGUGGAUUACCCCAUUGUCUACUGCAACGAAGGUUUCGCCAAGCUAACUGGCUACAAUCGAGUGGAUAUAAUGCAAAAAAGCGGCAGCUGUGCCUAUCUCUACGGGGACCAGACUUCGGAGGAAAUGAAGAACCGACUAAUGUCCGCCUUGGAUAACCACACAAAAGAGCAGCUGGAAAUUCUGCUUUACAAAAAGAACAGAUCUCCCCUUUGGCUGAUGGUGCACGUCGCCCCGGUUGUGAACGAGCGCGCUGAAGUUAUCCUCAUUUUGUUGACAUUUCGGGAUAUCACUCCGCUGAAAACACCACUGGAGGAUGAGGAGUCUAACAAGGGUGGGUUAUCUAAAAUAUAUGUAUUUUAA
Molecule: messenger RNA, 390 nt
Organism: Dibothriocephalus latus
Lineage: Eukaryota; Metazoa; Platyhelminthes; Cestoda; Diphyllobothriidea; Diphyllobothriidae
Source: the annotation of a GenBank genome assembly